Messenger RNA from Amoebophrya sp. A120, 748 nucleotides. The record is from the annotation of a GenBank genome assembly. Lineage: Eukaryota; Dinophyceae; Syndiniales; Amoebophryaceae.
GGCACGAGAAUUAUGCUGCAGAAAAAGUUUGUUAGGUCAAACUCUGUCUCCGGCUGACCGUGCAAUCAGACAAAUGCAACUACAGACGUAAAAAUUUUGACAAGUUAUUGAAACAAACGAACGAUCGACGCAAGAACAACUUCCCUGCAUAAGAUUUUUACGAUAUAACAACUACAAAACUUCAACUUUACACUAGAUGAAAUAAGUGUGGACCACCUGCUCGAGCAGAACCACACCAAGCGCUUCUGCCUUCUGCAUCUUCUGCCAACAACAGAGCAACGAACGUGUUAUAAUUUCCAGCGCAGCGCGGGCGAAACCGAAACCGAAAGGACAUUAAACGAUCAUGCUGAUGUCGCUGGUACGCCCUGCAGCUGCACUGGGAAACAAGAAGACCUUAUGGAUUGCAAAAAUGUCUGGGUCUGGACGAAUGGAAGGCCUGUCAUGCUCUGCUAGCAUGACCCCGAAGUCUGUGAUGCUCGCUACCCAAUAAAAGCCGCACUUUUCUGUCAUGCCGAAUUACAGUUUGUCAUGCAGAAGACGCAACACCUAGCAUAGAUCAGAAACUUGUCAUGCUGAGCCGUCACUUGUGGCGUCCUCAGGAUUCGCCAACCAGCAUCACAAGUUUCCAGACAUCCAGGGAUAUUUGCAAUGCAUAGACCCGGUGUGGCGGCCUCGACCUCCUUCUCGCGUUCCUGGGCUGGUGGAUUUUCCUCGUUGGCUCCGAAAUUAUAACACCGGUGUAUGGAAU